This is a messenger RNA of Hypanus sabinus (Atlantic stingray), 730 nucleotides long. Its product is annotated as C-reactive protein-like. The transcript has 2 exons. The record is from RefSeq and is a predicted model, not a curated record. Bases 36 to 671 code for a protein of 211 amino acids. NCBI's taxonomy places the organism in Eukaryota, Metazoa, Chordata, Chondrichthyes, Myliobatiformes, Dasyatidae.
UCAGCGCAUUCGCCCUCCUGGUGGGUGUCUCCGAUAUGUCAUCCGCGAGCGGAGGUCUCCGGGGCAAGACCAUCGUAUUUUCCCAGGAGUCUUCCAACUCCUACCUGAAGCUUUUGCCGAAUAAUUUCCCCGAGCUGAGUGCCUUCACCCUAUGCAUGCGCUCGGCUACCGAGCUGACGCGAAGCCAUGCUACCAUCUCCUACGCCACACCCGAAAGCUAUAACCAGAUUCUCUUCUGGGCGCCGGAAACCAAGGGCUUCAAUCUGUAUCUGACAGACAGUGAGGCUAUCUUCCAGCUGCCAGAAGCUGGCUCACUACACCGGCACCUCUGCGUCAGCUGGGAGUCUGGGACAGGAAACGCCAACUUGUGGGUAGACGGCAAACGGAGUUUGUCCAAAACGCUCUGGCAGGGUCACAGAGUGAAGGGAGGUGGUGUGUUCAUCCUGGGACAGGAUCAGGACGAGAUAGAGGGGGGCUUUGAUGCAGACCAGUCAUUCGUCGGGCAGAUAUCCCAGGUAAACCUGUGGGAUCGGGCUCUGGGAGAUAGGGAGGUGGCGGAGGUAAUGCGGGGUUGUCUGUGUUCUGGGGGGAACGUCAUCGACUGGUCCUCAGUAGAUUUCGAGACCACUGGAGCAGUGGAAAUCACUGCUGAUCCGGAGUGUGAUUUGUGACGAGUCAAGGGUGACGAGACGGUCCCAGGAGGAGUAAAGGCCGAAGGACCUGCGGCUGA